AUGCGGCGGGAGCGGGCCCCGCUCUGCCUCCUCGUCGUGCUGCAGCUCUGCCCCGCGCAGGUGCCGUCGCGGAGCCCCGCGUGCCCCAGCGGCGCCUACACGGCGACGGGCGCCUGCUGCUCCCUCUGCCCGCCCGGCUUCGGCGCCGCCGAGCCCUGCGGCGCCGCCGACACGCGGGGCGAGCCCUGCGGCCACGCCCGGAGCUCGUCGUCGGCGCCGCCGCGGCCCUGCGGUGCCGCGGGGUGCGCGGGGUCCCCGGCGCGGCGGCCGCGCUCGGCGGAGCUGCGCGUCCUCAAGCGCUCCGGAGCGGCGCCCAACGCCUCGGCCGCCGGUGAGCCGGAGCCGGAGCCGCCCGAGGGCGCGGGCAAGAACAUCAUCCCCGUCUACUGCUCCAUCCUGGCCGCCGUCGUGGUGGGGCUGCUGGCCUACGUGGCCUUCAAGUGCUGGCACGGCUGCAAGCAGAAGCAGCAGCUGGCCAAGGCGCGCGCCGGCGAGCUGGGCACGGCGCCCGACGGCGAGAAGCUGCACGGCGACAGCGGCGUCUUCCUCGACACGCACAGCCUGCAGGAGCCCCACGGCAAGGGUGAGGAGCUGCUUGUCGGCCGGGGAGGAUUGGCGGGGCUCGGGGGGCGCCUUGGUCCUGGGAAUGCUUGA
Messenger RNA from Nothoprocta perdicaria, 654 nucleotides. RefSeq names its product tumor necrosis factor receptor superfamily member 16-like. Gene Ontology annotation, molecular function: nerve growth factor binding; coreceptor activity; death receptor activity. Gene Ontology annotation, cellular component: plasma membrane; cell surface. The coding region runs from base 1 to 654 and encodes 217 amino acids. Lineage: Eukaryota; Metazoa; Chordata; Aves; Tinamiformes; Tinamidae. The transcript has 4 exons. The record is from RefSeq and is a predicted model, not a curated record. Gene Ontology annotation, biological process: Rho protein signal transduction.